Argiope bruennichi is the source of this 2245-nucleotide messenger RNA. RefSeq lists its product as uncharacterized. NCBI's taxonomy places the organism in Eukaryota, Metazoa, Arthropoda, Arachnida, Araneae, Araneidae. Gene Ontology annotation, cellular component: membrane. The record is from RefSeq and is a predicted model, not a curated record. Bases 47 to 2092 code for a protein of 681 amino acids. The transcript has 4 exons.
AUGGGAAUAAAGGGGCGUUGUAGUAACAAAUGCUAAUGCCCACAAAAUGGAUAAGUUUAAAAAAGAUCUGAAAAGGAAGGAAUUAAUUCCUAUAAAACUUCUGAUGUUUCUUAUUUAUGGAGGGCAAGCAACGCUAUAUCCAUACUUUACAGUACAUUUAAAAUCAUUAAAUGUAAGUAUUCAACAGACAGCAAUCAUAUUUGCUGUUCAACCUGUAAUAGCAUUAAUCGUAGCACCUAUGGUUGGCAUGGUCGCUGAUAAAAUAGGAAAUUUCAAGCUUAUCUUCAGUUUUUUCUUGACUUUUUCUGCAAUAACUUCAAAUUUACUUCUUCUAGUACCACCAGUGCCUCAAGCCAAGACCUCAUUUGAUUUCAAGUGCGAUUCUCAGUCUAAUUUUACCAUUAAGUCAGUAGUGAAAAAUUGUGCAUUUAAGCCAAAUUUUUAUAACAGGACUCAUAAUUUAGCACUGAAGGUUCAAUGUGAACAACAGUGUGAAAACUCAACCGCUUUACGUAUUUUACCCUUAAUACUAGAAAAGGAUGGGAGUGACUGUUAUAAUCACUGUGUCAACACAUCCAAGAGAGGCUGUGAACAUAUUCACGGUGAAACAACUUUAGAUAUGCAUUUGACAUUUUUAUUCAUCAACAACGGAAAUGAUACAGUUUCCAUUAAUGAUGAUUAUCAUUAUUCAUUAACUUAUGAAAAUGAAACAUUUAAUCGCGCAUGGUGUUCUUGCUCAUCUCCUGACUGCAAUACAAAAUGCAUCUUUUUGAAUCAAAACUCAGACAGCAUCUGUGAAGAAAUACAACCAGAGGAUACUUUUGGAAUUACUUUCUGGUCGUACCUCGGCAUAAGACUAGUUGUUACUUUGGGAAUAGGGCUUGUUAAUGGACUUUUCGAUUCAGCUUCGAUGACAAUCAUCCAUGAUCUCAAAGCAGAUGUUGGAUUUCAGCGGUUUUGGUCUACAGUUGGGAUGUGUUUGUUAGCUCCAAUUAGUGGUUAUUUUGUUGAUGAAUAUGACACUUUCAAACCCUGUUUUUUCAUGUAUGGUAUCCUGUAUCUCCUCGCAGCAGUCACUUCAUUAAGUCUCGAUCUUAGUAUGAAAAUACCGUCUGAUAAUCCCCUGAAGAAUUUAGCCGAUUUGAUUAAAAGUCCUGAAGUUGAUUUGCUCUUUAUUCAAAUAGCAGCAUUGGGAAUAUGUUGGGGAUUUUUAGAAAACUUCUUGUUUUGGUUUCUGGAAAGCGAAUUAGGUUCUAAUAAUCUGAUAAUGGGAUUAACGGUCACAGUAGGGAGUGGUACAGGCCUGUUCAUGGCUUUAAUUGCAACAUGGUUUACUCGGAAGAUCGGGUACGUCAAUGUCAUCAUUGUAGCAUUUGCUGCUUAUACCGUGAGAUUCUUAGGAUAUGCAUAUGCUCAAGAUGCAUAUUUCUGUUUAAUAUUUGAAAUGAUGGAAAAUUUCACAGUAACGCUAUUGACUGUUGGAGUUACGAUGUAUUGUACAGAGCUAGCUUCAAUGGAAAUGCUAACAACAGUUAUGACUCUUUGGAACGGAUUGCACGUCAUUUCUGGACGGGCCUUUGGAUCUCUUCUUGGAGGAUUUUUGGUAAGGAACCAUGGAUUUCGACAAACGUUCAGAUUCUUCGCUUAUGGAUGUGCUGGAUUUGGAUCAUUUUAUGCUUUGAUGUAUGUAACAUGGCUUCGUAAAUGGCGAAUAACACAUCGAAAGGCUUCGUCAGUUGAUCCUCGGCACAGUAGUUGCGGAUCGGACGAAUCUGCUAUGAAGAUGCAAGCAUUUUCAAGUUUUUCCUUGCACUGCAGUGUUGAUAGCCCUGGACUUCUGUCUUAUCCUCUGGAAUUCGUGGACGAAGAAUUUCGUCCAAGAGCAUUCAGUCAAAUUCCUGUUUCUACAAGAAAUAGUUUCAGUAAAGCUCGCGCUCUUCCGAGACAUGCGGUUAGUUUUAAUGAAGGCAAGUUGCAGAGACCACAUUUUACAGGACUGGAAACUGCACAGGACAGUACUGCACAAACCAGAAAUCGAAAAAUAAGUGUUGAAAAGUUGGACGAUAAAUUAGAGUCUGUAACAAGAUUUUGACUUCUAAUAAAUGGAUAUUUGUCUUUAUUUCUGAAAACUUUAAGUAAAAUUUAUUGAAAUGAGAUGCUAGAAAUAAAAAAUGUCUUCAGCGAUUCUACAAUAAAAUAGCGACUCAAAUAUCCUUAAAUUCAUGUCUGAAAAAAAAGAAAUUUA